Molecule: messenger RNA, 6610 nt
Organism: Hypanus sabinus (Atlantic stingray)
Lineage: Eukaryota; Metazoa; Chordata; Chondrichthyes; Myliobatiformes; Dasyatidae
Product: coiled-coil-helix-coiled-coil-helix domain-containing protein 5
Exons: 4
Coding region: 148-459 (103 amino acids)
Source: RefSeq, a predicted model, not a curated record
AUAAUGAUGGUCAGUCAGCUGGUGCAAUAAGAUGCGGCGGCUGCAGGACAGUGGGCGGGGCUUUCCCCGUGGACCAAUCAGCAUCGCGGUCUGUUCCCUUCCUCCCGUAACCUUGGCGCUGCCGGUCAGUGUGGAUGUUCCUGCACCAUGCAAGCUGCUUUUGAGAUAACCGCACGCUACUGUUCUAAGGAAAUGGAGGCAUAUGGGGAAUGCGUCACAUUGAACCCAUCCUCGUGGCAGAGGGACUGUCAUCAGCUGAAAACCACGGUUGCACAGUGCACAUCAUCACACCCAGUUAUUCAAAAGAUCCGUGCAGAAUGUGCAGAGCCCUUCUUGACUUUUGAGCAGUGUUUGAAGCAGAACCAGUCAUCUGUCAUGAAUUGCACAGAUCAUGUCAACAAGUUCCUGGCCUGUGCAGAGCAAGUCAAAGUACAAACCUCAGGUGAAACUAUGCAAUAGGUUUUUUAAUCAGUGGUUGGGCUUGACUCAGUCACAAAUCCCACACAAAGGAGCUGCCUUCAUCACAAAUCUAUCACAGGAGGAAGAUAUGUGACCUGGAGAGGCUUGAAGACCAACUAUCAAUAUGGGAAAUACAUCAAAGUGAAACGUCUGCAUUGAUGAAGAAGAAAUUAAGAUCGUAUUUUUUUAAAGGAAAAAAUUAAACCAAUAUAUAUUAAAGAGAAAUUGAAAGGCAUUGAAAAUCCAGAAUGUUCUGGGGAGAUAACUAUGUAUUUUCUGGUGUUUUAGUGCCGUAGAAAAGAUUAGAAUAAAAGGUGCUUUCCUGUUGCUGAAAAUUGAUAGUUAUGGAUGGCAUUUAAAGCUUGUGAUGCCGUUAAUUGUUGGUAUAUCUAGUCACACAAUACUUUGGAUUAUUCUGCCUUGAAAGGUUGUGACUGAGAGGUGAGGAUGCGGGAAACACUAUUCACAACAGCACAAACAGCCAUGUAUGGUGGUAACAAGAUCUUGCUUUAGGAAUUGCUGGAUAGUAAUGGAGCUAUUUCCAUCCAGUUUCCAGUCUAGCAAUCUGACACAUCCUUGUCCGCUCAGUAAUACCGUGACAGUAAUAAUGGGAAACCUUCCAUCGGACAUAUCAGCACAUGGAAUACACGAGGAUUUCCAUCCCUUCAUCAGCUGAUUAUGUGUUUUUAGACAUGCUGGGCUUCAACAAUUUUUUAUGUCCAUGGCAGUACAUAAUCCCAGAAUUGACCCUGUGACCCCACAGCAGCGAAUCAAAAACUGGUGACGCAUCAGCCAGAGCACCUUGUGCAGCACUGCAUGGAAUCUAUUUCUGGCAGAACAUUCUCAAUGGGCCAAAUGGCCUAAUUCUGCUUAUGGUCUAUUUCUUAGUCUAUAGUUAGUGAAAAAAUUGAAGGUUCAUGGAAAUGUGAUGUAACUUUUUUUUCUUGCAAAUCUCCUGGACAGAUUCAUUGUGGGGGGGGGGGGAGUCAUCCUAAGUGGGAAAAGCAUUCAUCAAUGGUACAUCACCAAAAAGGAACUGGUGGUAUUUGGGGAAGGAAUAGUCAUUAAUGGUAACAUUAAGCAAAACUAGUAUAUUUUUCAGAAGCUACAAAAACCUGGGAAUGAAAUUAGAUUGAAAGUAAGGUCUCAGCCUGAACCGCUGACUGUUUAUUCAUUUCCAUAGAUGCUGCCUGACCUGCUGAAUUCCUCCUGCAUUUUGUGUGUGUUGCUCUGCAUUUCCAGCAUCUGCAGAAUCUCUUGUGUCUCUAGAACCUUGGACAUUUUUGAGGCUUGUGCAUAUUUAUUUAUUGAGAGAUACAACACGGAACAGACCCUACCGACCCAAUGAACCGUACGGCGGGCAACCCACCUACUUCAUUGUCCUAAUCACACGACAAUUUACAAUGAACAAUUAACCUACUAACCAGUACAUCUUUGGAAUGUGGGAUGAAACCGUAGCACCAAGAAGGAAAGCUGCACUCACAGGAAGUAUUUACUAACUUCUUACAGACAGUGUCAGAAUUGAACUCCAAAGUCCGAUGCCCCAAGUUACAAUAUCACAUUAACUGCUAUAGUACUAUGGCACCCCAAUUGUUUUAACAUUUGCAGUUCCAAUUUUUAAUUGAAAUAUUUCAAAAAUCUGGGCUUGUUCAUGUAUACCUUGAAACCUUCCCAUACAGAAAUCGUAGAGUGAAAGGGCAGAAUGAGAUUUUCUUUGAUUUCUGAUGCUUUAUAUUGAGUUGGCUUUGUGGUAAAAUCCUGUUGCAGAAUAAUAACAAAGGAAGGUCCUUCUCUCUGCCCCCCCCCAUCCCUCACUCCUCCAUUGCCCCUUCCUCCACCCUCCUCUCCCUCUCUUCACCCUUUUGUGUGUCUCUCUCUCUCUCUCUCUCUCUCUCUGUCUCUGUCUCUGUCUCUCUCUCGCUCUCGUCUAUUCAAUACUUGAAAGCUUAAAGUCACAUUCCUGGAAGUCCAGCCUAACACAGUAUCUUCUGAGUGCUGCUGCACUGUUACUGAAACUGUCUUUCAAACUGAAUCUACGUUAACUCUUCCACGCGGAUAAAACUUUUAGAAGAAAUAUAAUGGAGAAAACCUUGUAUUUUGGAUUGCUAUUAACUCCCGCAGACAUUAUAAGACCAUAAGACAUAGGAGCAGAAUUAGGCCAUUCAGCCCAUCGAGUCUGCUCUGCCAUUCCAUCAGGGCUGAUCCCAGAUCCCGCUAUAAGACCAUUAAAUUGAUUAUCAGAUCAUUGUUGCAUGCGAUUUUAGAAGAGGUUGCAACAUGGUAUUUCAUUGCCAUUCCUGCUAUAUUAACAAUGUUGGCUGAAUUUCAAUGUUUUUUAUUGGUUGUAAAAGUACUUUCGUAUUCCUGGAAUUGUAGGUUGUUCCAUGGAAGUGGGGGUCUUUCAUUAAUGCAAUUUUACUCUUGGAUAUUAAAGUCUCCUUAGAAAUUAAUGAAGAGUGUGUCAUCUAAAGCAUAAUUAUUAUUUCUGCUGUUCUCCUCCAUCCUUCUUACUUGCGCUCUUGUCAAUUACCAACAGGGUUACUUCACUGGGAAUUGAGGUUAAGCAACAGCACCCUGGAAUAUGAGCCUGUUUCCUUACUGGGUGUAAAGGAGAAAGUAUAACAUGGCAGAAAUUAAGAAACUGAGAUGAAGCUAAGGGGGGUGUGAAAGGAAAAGAAAGCCUAACACUAUUUAUCUUCCUGUGUAACAUUUUACCCUACCAAUAUAAUGUGUUACUAAAAAUAUUUAAUUGCAUUGGCCAUGAAGUUGAUAGGGCACAAAGGUACUGAAACUCAACAGGGGAUAAAAUGGCCUUUGCUUUGCCGUCAGUGGCACAUACAUCAACAACUUUUAAUGAAAACUGUCCAUCUAGAUCUCUGAGGCUUCUGCUUUUCCACCACAAUUGUUGUCAAGGGUCAGAGCAGAGUGAACCCUGCAUUAAACAUGCUGUGUGGCCAGUCCAAGAAUUUUCAGGCAGCCGAUCAGGAGAGAAAACUGCCAUUUUAAUUAACUUUCUAAACAUUUUUGGUGCUAAAUAUAGAUCAGCACAUCCACAUAUGAUGAACUGAAAGCAGAAACGUAAAUGUUUUCACAGUCUUUUUAUAUACAAUUCCAAAUUAUUGUCAUUAUUUCAGUGCUGCUUUAUAGCCCAAAUAGUUUGUAUUCAUCGAGUUUGAAGUAUUUUUGUGCUGUGCACUACAGUGACACAAAAUAGACCUAUAAUAACUAGUUGGUUAUUAAAUUUGCAUUUGUUCAACUAAUUUUUGAUUCUUUUGAAACUAUAAAGGAGCACUGAAUCAACAGUUUGGAUAUUGAUGUGUCAAACUAAAAUGUCCAGAAAUCUGAAAAAAGUCAACGUAAUGAUCCAUUUUUUGCGACCAUAACCAAAUAAAAACUUCAUUGUAAAUGUGAAAUUACAUUUUAUGUAAUUGUUCCCAUGGAAGUACCUUAUUUUCAUUGUUUAAAAUUCAAAAAUUAACUUAUGAUGGGAAUAUGAAAGAAAAAAGCUUUUUCACUAACAUGUCCUUAAUUCUUCAGUUGACUACCUCAUUGAUUUACCUUCAAAGGAAAAAUUCCUUUCUGGUCACUCCAUUUAGGUGUCUAUGUGCAUAUAAAUCACCUUUUGGCAUCCACUUCAAUAGAAAUCAAGUCCAACUCAAAAACGCCUCUCUUCUCACCCCAGAGUUCUCAGUCAUAGAACACUACAGUACAAAAACAGACACUUUGGCCCAUCUAGUCAACGCCAAGCCAGGAAUCUGCUUAGUCCUAUUAUCGACCUGCACCCAGACAAUAGCACCCCAUGCAUGUACCUAACCAAAUUUCUCUUAAAUGUUGAAAUUGACCUCGCAGCCUCCACUUGCACUGGGAGCUCAUUUCACACUCUUACUACCACCUGAGGAAAGGAGUUUCCUUUCAUGUUCCCCUUAAACUUUCGCCUUUCACCCUAAAUCCAUGACUUCUAGAUGUUGUCUCUCCCAACCUUAGUGGAAAUUGUUUCUGAGUUGUUGAGUGUGACUUUUUUGGGCUCCGGUGUCCUUACUCCUGUGUUGGUUCACUCAGAAUGCUUCUUCCUUUAAACAGGACCUUGUUAACACACACAAAAUGCUGGAGGAACUCAGCAGGCCAAGCAGCAUCUAUGGAAAAGAGUACAGUCAAUGCUUCAGGCCAAAAGCCCUUCAGCAGGACUAGGGUCAUUCCCUACGUGAGCGUCCUUUAUUUAGUAUUAGCUGCCUGCAGAAGAUACCUAAUCCCAACCCCCUAGCAGGUCUAAUUCAAAGGGAUCUGCACACCUAAAGGGUUGACCAGCUUUAUGGGAUGGAGUGUGGUGAAUUGGUUGUGGGGAAGAUGCCGUAAGACUGGGGAGAAAAAAAAAUCCAAGAACUGGGGCACAGAAAUGUGUGUAGUGAUAGUGGUUUCAAUAGGUACACUUAAUGUCAGAGAAAUGUAUACAAUGGACAUCCUGAAAUUCUUUUUCUUUGUGGUAUGACAUCUGAUCCACAUCUGCAGCAUUAGAUGCAAAACUGCCCCGAAUGGGGUGGGGGGCUGAUGGUAGUCACAAAGUCCUACAGCAUGGAAUCAAACCCUUCGGCUCAACAUGUCCAUGCUGACAGAGCUCUUCCCACUUUCCUGUAUUUGAUGGAUUCCCCACUAAAACUUUUCUAGCCAUGUAUUUGUCCAAAGUUGCAGCUCAGGUCUCUCUUAAACCUUUGCCCUCUCACCUUAAAUAUAGCUUUAGACUCCAUCCUUCUCAGCCUCCUUAAUUUCAGGAGAAAAAUCUUUCCAACUUAAUCAGCUUCUCAUCACUCAAACUCUCCAGUCUCAGUAACAUUCAUUUUAAGAUUUAAUGUUUGGAAUAAUUAUUAUACUUCAGAGAAUAGCUGUACCAUAGCUAGCAAUGUGUACAGGUGAGCUGGGUCAGAUGGGGUGGAUGAUAGAUUUUGGUACAACCAGGCAAUGAGUGUCAGAAGCAAUUUGAGAAAAGUUCACCAGUCAACUUUGAACUCUGUAGCUCUCAGUAAUCUGCCAGCAUGACAUCAUUCUUCUUUCUGCUGAGUUCAUUAGUACUAAUGUAGACCUGGACAUCUGUCUUUGAUCUUUCCUUUACAGCUAUCCACUAAUACAUUACCUUUCACCAACUUGGACUGUCCCAGAACACAAAGCUGCCAGUUAAACUCAGAGAUCCCUUCCCUAAGCAGGUGAUUUGAUACAGAUUUCCUAUGUCCCACUUAAAGUGAGUUGAGCCAAUUAAUUACUCUGGGUGCAUAAACUUUUUUGGUGUGUGACUCUGGUUUGUGUCACAGUAAUCUUGUGCAUGGGAGUUGUUAAUUGGAGUUACCUGUGUGUGUGAAUGGGGUAGCUGAGAGUAUUUGAGUAUUUUUAAAAUUUCCUUGGAAGUUCUGUCUGCAGCAUGUUAGGGAAUCAGCAAAUGAUGUGUGCAAACUGUUAUCCCGCAGUUCCAUAAUUCCACAUCAGUGAAAUUUACACAUCUGCAGCUUCAUUGUGACACGGUAAAGGGGAUAUUUAUUACUCCUGAUCUAAGCUGUGCCCUCUCUAUGGCCUUGACACCAAGUUAUCCUUCCAUAUGUAAGGAUCCAGCUGCCAAUCAUAUCCCGAGCUGGAUUUGAUUAAACACAGAGUUAUGUGAAAGUAAACCGCAAGGCAUUCUUUGCAAAUAGUGUUUCUGGGAUUCGAAAGCUCCUGAUUGGAAAUGAAUUUGCAUCUGCAUGAGAGUGUCAUUGUGGUUUCUGAUGUGAUCGGUGCAGGAUUGUGUAUUUGUUUUUAAAUUCUUUCAUUGCCUUGCCUUUUAGCAUCUUUGUUAACUUCCCUUAUUCUAAAUAAUUGCUGCAUCCUUGAGUGUACUACUUCACAUGGGCGUCACGGUAGCACAGCGGUAAACGCGAUGCUGUAGCAGCUCAGGGCGUUGGAAUUCACUUCUGGCAUCCUCUGUAAGGAAUUUGUCCAACCUCCGCGUGAACCUGUGGGUUUCCCCUGGAUGCUCCAGUCCGAAGACGUACCGGUUAGUAGGUCAAAUGGUCUCUGUUAAUUGUCCUGUGAUUGCUGGGGUUGCUGGGUGGUGUGGCUCAUUGGGCCAGAAAGGCCUGUUGCGCUGUGUAUUUUUAAAUAAAUAAAAACAUUCUGGGCUUCAGUCCUU